Oncorhynchus masou masou (cherry salmon) is the source of this 3057-nucleotide messenger RNA. RefSeq names its product tetraspanin-13-like. The coding region runs from base 266 to 877 and encodes 203 amino acids. The record is from RefSeq and is a predicted model, not a curated record. Lineage: Eukaryota; Metazoa; Chordata; Actinopteri; Salmoniformes; Salmonidae. Gene Ontology annotation, cellular component: plasma membrane. The transcript has 6 exons.
UCUGGCGGUCUGGACGUUCUGAAACGCGCACCCGCUCCAACGCCGCUCCGCAAUUAUUUGCAUAUCAAUGACAAACGUUCUCCUUUAACCAAUCAGCUUCCAGUGGAAGCUCCAUCUCAACCUCCAUUCUAGGCAUGCCAUCUCGCGACCAGACUUUGUAGUGGUGAAAUUCGUAACCGUCUUGUUUAGGGUAUUUUAAUUUUGUUUUUACAAGGAAUUACUUUAUCUUAUUAUUCGUUUAGACUAUUCAAAAAAAAUCGUCAGGAUGGGCUGCGCCGGAUUCACCUGCUCCAAGCACUCCCUCUGUGCGCUCAAUAUCCUCUAUGUUAUGGUGAGUUUGCUGAUGAUCGGCAUCGCUGCAUGGGGGAAGUGGUUCGGCCUGGUGUCAAGCUUCCAGGUGGUGGGCGGAGUCAUUGGAGUGGGGGUGUUCCUGUUCUUGGUGGCGUUGGUCGGCCUCAUCGGAGCCGUGAAGCACCACCAGGUCCUACUCUUCUUCUAUAUGAUCAUCCUCUUCAUGGUGUUCAUCGUCCAGUUCUCUGUCUCCAGCGCCUGUCUGGCCAUCAACAAGGACCAGCAGGAACACCUGUUGGAGGUGGGAUGGAACAACUCUCACACCACCCAGAGAGACGUAGAGAAGAGUCUCAACUGCUGUGGCUUCUACUACGUAGACAACAACGGGACCUGCAAUGCUGCCUGUUUCCCCAACCACUCCUGUUCACCGUGUGCUAAGCAGAUCCAGGAGCAUGCAGGAGAGGUGCUGCGCUUCGUGGGCGGGAUAGGCCUCUUCUUCAGCUUCACUGAGAUCCUGGGGGUGUGGCUAACGUACCGGUACAGGAACCAGAAGGACCCUCGAGCGAAUCCCAGUGCCUUCCUGUAACCGUUGGCAACUGCUGGCUUUGUUCCCCGCUCUUGGAGUGGCCAACUUUCCUCCUGGAGAGCUACUGGUUGUGCAGGCUUUUGCUUCAGCCCUACUCUAACUGUGACACUAAAACAACCGAUUCUAAACAAAUUAGCUGCUCAUCGGAGCCUUGUUCAGCUGAAUCAGUUGUGUUAGUUAAAGCAGGGCCGGAGUAAAAGCCUGCACACCAAGUAGCUCUCCAGGUGGAGGAGGGCUAGCCGCCUGUUUUAGGGGCUGUGUUUGUAAAUAAGCGAGUGACUUGUGUGUGUUUUCACCAGCUGAGCAAAGCGGCAGCCCUUUGUGUGGUGUUACAUGAAGUGAUUGUUUUUCCUGAAUGUGGUGUGUGUCUGGAAAAUAACUGGGUCAUGUUCAUUAGGCACCAAACGGAAGACAAGAGGAACUAGCUUCACUUGUCGAAUAAGAAACGCUCCUUUACACUUUCCGUUGCUAAAUGUUUUCCAUGGUGUGCCCUAAUGAACAUGACCCUGCUGUAUAUUAAAGAUGCUGCAUGAGCCUAUUACCCUAAUAGGACACCUUAAACCACUCCAGAUCAGAACCAUAUCCUGUAUACACCUAGUGUACAAAACAUUAAGAACACCUUCCUAAUAUUGAGUUGCACCCCCUCCCCCUUUUGCCCUCAGAACAGCCUCAAUUCUAUGGGGCAUGGACUCUACAAGGUGUUGAAAGCGUUCCACAGGGAUGCUGGCCUAUGUUGACUUCAAUGCUUCCUACAGUUGUGUCAAGUUGGCUGGAUGCCCUUUGGGUGGUGGACCAUUGUUGAUACACACGGGAAACUGUUGAACAUGAAAAACCCAGCAGUGUUGCUUGCGGUUCUUGACACAAAUCAGUGCGCCUGGCACCUGCUACCAUACCUGUUCAAAGGAAGGCAAGUCAAUCUUUUGUCUUGCAAAUUCACCCUCAAUGUCUCAAUUGUUUCAAGGCUUAAAAACACUUAUUUACCCCCCCACCCCCACCCUUCAUCUACACUGAUUGAAGUGGAUUUAACAAGUGACAUCAAUAACAGAUCAUAGCUUUCACCUGGGUUCACCUGGUCAGUCUUUGUCGUGGAAAGAGCAGGUGUCCUUAAUGUUUUGUGCACUCCUUGUCUAUCCUCUCAUAUACAGAGGCUCAGGCUUUUGCUUCUGGUGACAAAUCUUGAGAAAUUAACAUUUUCAAAUACCCCAUUUGAUAUUUGACACACCCUUGAUGGGCAAGCGUUCAGUAUGCUCAGACCUGUAUUAAAGCAUGUGAACUGUAAUGUUGUGACUACUGAAUGACUCCUGUAUUACAGAUGAUAGCUGACAUGAUGAAGAACAGUUAGCAUUAUUUUGUGCGCAUGACGCCUAAAGAUGUCAUUGAAUAUUUGUACAUUUGAUUUGAAUCACUCAGUAACUGAAGGUCUGUAGGAUGCCGUUGAUAAUUGUAUGCUGUAACUUCAUAACUACAACUAUUUAAGCAGCUUGUUGUUGCCUUUACUUGAAAUCAUUAUGUUACACAGCAUUUGCAUUUUUUUGUGUUCUGAAUGUUUAUUUCUGACACAAAUAACCUGAUAAUUCCUAAUGAUUUGAAAUCAGAAAAAACAAGGGGAUACUUCAAGGGAUUUUGGCAAUGAUGCCUGUUAUCUACUUCCCCAGACUCAAAUGAAUACGUGGAUACCAUUUUUAUGUCUCUGUGUCCGUUAUGAAGGAAGUUAGAGGUUGUUUUGUGAGCCAUUGCUAACUAGCAUUAGCGCAACGACUAGAAGUCUUUGGGUAUCUCCUAGCAUGCUAGCAGACACCCAUAGACUUCCAGUCAUUGCGCUAGCGCUAGUUAGCAACUUCCUUCCAACUGCACGCAGACACAUAAAAAGGGUAUCCAUGAAUUCAUCUGAUUCUGGGGAAGUGGAUAAAAGGCCUCAUUGCCAAACUCCUAAAGUGUCCCUUUAAGAGUCAAUUGCUCGUGCUGUCUGAAUAUCAUCAGUAUGAAAUGCUUGGGAAGACUGACAUGUGAAAGAAGAGAUGAGCUUUGUUCUGCUGAUAGUGUUACAAAGCCUGGCAGUCGAUUGUGUGUGUGUGCGUGUACAUAGGUGCAUGUGCUCUGUGAACUACAACAUACCUGAGCCUUUGUACAAGAAAUCUCAAGUAAAUAGAAAGGUCAAAAAAUAUAUAUUUCAUACACUG